AGUCGCGCAUACAGGGAAGAAAAGUACCCUCCAGAGUCAUCAUGACGCAGUCUUAAGGAAACUUUUUCACGGAGCACAGAGCUAUUUCAGUCUUUCACUCUUUUAUUUUACCGAGCAGUUUCACUUCCCUGAGUGUUUUCCUUGUCCCGUUUACGAGCCGCCGCGCACCGGUGUGAUGCCCGCCGGGAUGUUCAGCAUAGACAGCAUCCUGUCUGGCCGGCCGAGCUGCAAGGAGCCGCUGCUACUGCACCGGAGCGGCCCGGUGGUGCUGUCCGCCGGCCUCACGGACUCUAUCUACACCGACUACAACGGACUGUACUCCGCCACAUGUGGGCCUCCUCCCCCCGGAGUUCAGUCUGUGAACGGGACCAGGAUAGGAUAUAACAGCUACUACUACGGACAGCUGCACGUCCAGGGCGCAGGAGGAGGGCCGCCGUGCUGCGGCUCUGUGCCUGGCCUCAGCCCGCAGCAGUGCCCCUGCAUCCCGACAGGCUACGACAGCCCGGGUUCGGUGCUGAUCUCUCCGGUCCCACACCAGAUGAUGUCCUACAUGAACAUGGGCAGCCUGUCGCGAACCGAGUUGCAGCUCCUCAACCAGCUACACUGCCGCAGGAAGCGGAGGCACCGCACCAUCUUCACCGACGAGCAGCUGGAGGCUCUGGAGGGCCUCUUUCAAGAGACCAAGUACCCAGACGUCGGCACCCGGGAGCAGCUGGCCCGCAAGGUCCACCUCCGGGAGGAGAAAGUCGAGGUUUGGUUCAAAAACAGACGCGCGAAGUGGAGGAGGCAGAAAAGGUCUUCAUCAGAGGAAUCAGAGAACUCUCAGAAAUGGAACAAAUCGACCAAAACGUCCGCAGAGAAAACGGAGGAGAGUAAAAGCGAGGUGGACUCAGACAGCUGAUACUAAAAGCGACCAACACGGCCACGCGCGCGCGCGUGUGUGUGUGAGUGUGUGUGUGUGUGUGUGUGUGUGUGUGUGUGUGUGUGUGUGUGCGCACAUAUCGUGGAAAGUGGUGUGGACUCGACGACAUGCUGGUGGUGUGAUGAAAAGUGUUGCCAUGUUGCACAGUUGUACAUAUCUACAUUUUAUUAUUGAUUCUGUGUCCGCUAUUUAUAUUUAAUUUAAGUUUUUUGUACUGUUACGCAGGCCAGGGGACAGGACGAUUGACUGGCAUGUCUGAAUAUAUAGUAGCAAUGUUAUAUGUGACAUUUUUAUGAAUAUUAAAUGUAGUAAUUCAUGGUCUUUUUUCCGUUGUAACUUUAUUAGCGGCCAGCCGCCGCCGGGAAACAAGCGGAGACUGUAAAAACAUUCACAGAGCUGUUAAGAAGAAUAUGGCGAAUUUUUUAAUGUUAUUUUAAU
Micropterus dolomieu (smallmouth bass) is the source of this 1360-nucleotide messenger RNA. RefSeq names its product goosecoid (gene gsc). Gene Ontology annotation, biological process: regulation of transcription by RNA polymerase II. Gene Ontology annotation, cellular component: nucleus. Bases 176 to 901 code for a protein of 241 amino acids. NCBI's taxonomy places the organism in Eukaryota, Metazoa, Chordata, Actinopteri, Centrarchiformes, Centrarchidae. The transcript is spliced from 3 exons. The record is from RefSeq and is a predicted model, not a curated record. Gene Ontology annotation, molecular function: RNA polymerase II cis-regulatory region sequence-specific DNA binding; DNA-binding transcription factor activity, RNA polymerase II-specific.